Messenger RNA from Eruca vesicaria subsp. sativa (arugula), 2433 nucleotides. NCBI's taxonomy places the organism in Eukaryota, Viridiplantae, Streptophyta, Magnoliopsida, Brassicales, Brassicaceae. The record is from the annotation of a GenBank genome assembly.
GUUUCUGUAAAAGGAAGAAACUUUGAUAAAGAAAACGACAUCGCUUUGCUCGUCGUUUCGCAGUCUCGUCAGGAUUGCGAAGAUGAGCAAAGUUCUGGUAGGGAUUAUUCUAUGGAUGUGGUGUUGUGUGUGGGUUUGUAAUGGGCAGGGAGAGUAUGUGCUGUAUAAGGACCCUAAGCAGACGGUGUCAGAUCGAGUUGUUGAUUUGUUGGGUCGAAUGACUCUGGAAGAGAAGAUUGGUCAGAUGGUUCAGAUUGAUAAAAGUGUUGCCACUGUUAACGUAAUGCGAGAUUACUUCAUAGGCAGUGUAUUGAGUGGUGGUGGGAGUUCUCCACUCCCUGAGGCAACUGCUCAGAAUUGGGUUGAUAUGAUAAAUGAGUAUCAGAAGGGAGCUCUUUCUAGUCGUUUGGGCAUUCCUAUGAUAUAUGGCAUUGAUGCGGUUCACGGCCAUAACAAUGUCUACAACGCUACCAUCUUCCCUCACAAUAUUGGUCUUGGAGCCACCAGGGAUCCUGACCUGGUUAAGAGGAUUGGAGCGGCAACUGCAGUUGAAGUCAGAGCCACUGGGAUUCCAUACACUUUUGCUCCUUGCAUUGCAGUGUGUAGAGAUCCAAGAUGGGGUAGGUGUUAUGAGAGUUACAGCGAAGAUCACAAAGUCGUGGAAGACAUGACUGAUGUCAUACUUGGUUUACAAGGAGAGCCUCCUUCCAACUAUAAUCACGGAGUUCCCUUCGUUGGUGGAAGGGAUAAAGUUGCAGCGUGUGCCAAGCAUUAUGUGGGAGAUGGUGGGACAACCAGAGGAGUAAAUGAGAACAACACAGUCACUGAUUUACACGGUCUUCUUAGCAUUCACAUGCCUGCUUAUGCUGAUGCAAUUUACAAAGGCGUUUCCACAGUGAUGGUUUCAUAUUCGAGCUAUAAUGGCGAGAAGAUGCAUGCCAAUACUGAGCUCAUUACAGGGUAUCUCAAGGGUAACCUUAGGUUUAAGGGUUUUGUUAUUUCUGAUUGGCAAGGUGUUGAUAAGAUAUCAUCACCACCGCAUUCGAACUACAAAGCUUCUGUCCAAGCUGCAAUUCAGGCUGGCAUUGACAUGGUCAUGGUUCCUUUUAACUUCAACGAGUUCAUCAAUGAUCUUAUGUCUUUGGUGAAGAGCAAAGUAAUUCCUAUCACCCGGAUUGAUGAUGCUGUCAGCAGAAUCCUACUUGUCAAGUUCACCAUGGGUCUUUUUGAAAACCCUUUGGCUGAUUACAGCUUCUCCAAUGAACUAGGAAGCCAGGCACAUAGAGACUUGGCAAGAGAAGCUGUUAGGAAGUCCCUUGUGCUGCUGAAAAACGGGAACAAUACCAAUCCUAUGCUCCCACUUCCAAGGAAGGCUUCAAAGAUCCUCGUAGCUGGUACUCAUGCUGAUAAUUUAGGUUACCAAUGUGGUGGUUGGACCAUAACUUGGCAAGGAUUAAGCGGCAACAAGAACACUAGAGGAACUACAAUUCUUGGUGCUAUAAAAGCAGCUGUUGAUCAAAGCACUGAAGUCAUCUUCAACGAAAAUCCAGAUGCUGAGUUCAUCAAGUCUAACAACUUUUCUUACGCAAUCAUUGCUGUUGGUGAACCUCCAUAUGCAGAGACAGCUGGAGAUAGCGACAAGCUAACUAUGAUGGAUCCUGGUCCAGCCAUCGUUACCUCUACUUGUCAGGCUAUCAAAUGUGUGGUUGUAGUCGUUUCAGGCAGACCACUUGUGAUGGAACCUUACGUUGCCUCCAUCGAGGCCUUGGUUGCAGCGUGGCUACCGGGAACAGAAGGCCAAGGUAUCACUGAUGCUCUCUUUGGCGACCAUGGCUUCAGUGGGAAACUUCCUAUUACAUGGUUCAGAAACACAGAGCAGUUGCCUAUGAGCUAUGGAGAUUCACCUUAUGACCCGCUCUUUGCUUACGGGUCUGGUCUUGUAACUGAGUCUGUUGCGAGCAUUGUAGCUAGGUCAACGUCAGCUUCUGCUGCUAACACAACGUCAUGCUUAAUCACAAUCCUUUGUCUGUUUCUCUUCCGGAGCUUAAGCGGAAUUUUUAGAUGAAAGCUACAAAACUUUGGAGUAGAAUGGUUCUUGUAGCCUUAGCUAAAGAGAUCCUGAAACAUGUCAUCUUUAUGUGGUGUUGUUGCAACCUGUAACAUUCUCUUUGAUUCUGUUUAAGCAAGAAAGUUCUGUUUAUGUAAUUGAAUUCCUCUAAGACAAUUCUCUGCUUUAUAUACAUUCUUUAUAUUGAAACGUUGUGGGCGCUAAUGUUACAUCUUCUUAACUAAUCUCAUUGGGGAACACAAGGUAUAAACUUGUAAAGUAAGCAAUGUACUAUGCUUUCUUUUGUAAGAGGAUAAACAUAUGAUGAUGAUGACCUGAGACUAAAGAAGAGAUUUCUGAUGAAGACAUACCCUCAAAACUAGGUA